Messenger RNA from Vicia faba (fava bean), 1113 nucleotides. NCBI's taxonomy places the organism in Eukaryota, Viridiplantae, Streptophyta, Magnoliopsida, Fabales, Fabaceae. The record is from the annotation of a GenBank genome assembly.
AUGGUUCCUGUAUGGCUACUCACCGUCACAGUAGCAGCCACUUUACUGUUAACAACACCAACAGAAUCCCAACCAGAAGCAAAUUUCAAAUGCGCCACCGAAAGCGCCACGUGUCGGAGCCUAACCGACUACACUUCCACCAACACAACAACCUUGAACGAAAUCGCAACCCUGUUCGGCGUCAAACACUUCCUCGACCUCCUCGGAGCCAACAACCUCCCAACCAACACCACAAACACUUACAAAGUAAUCCCCAACCAAGUCAUCAAGGUUCCGUUUCCGUGCAAAUGCUUUAACGGAACCGGUAAAUCCAACAAUUUACCGCGGUACAAAAUACAACCAGGUGACACGUUAAGCCAUAUAGCGGCGAUUCGUUUUGCCGGUUUGAUGAAGUAUCAACAGAUCCAAACCGCUAAUAUUAAAAAGAUACCGGAUGCUAACAAUAUAACCGCUGGUGAUACGAUUUUGAUUCCUUUGCCUUGUAGCUGUGAUAAGGUGGGUGGGAGCAGUGUGAUGCACUAUGCACAUCUUACGGAAAAUGGUACUAACAUUGAUAUCAUUGCUCAAAAAUAUGGUACAACAUCACAAACUCUACUCUCAAUCAACGGUAUUGAGGAUCCUAACAAACUUGAAGCCGGUCAAGUUCUAGAUGUUCCUCUUCCAGUUUGUAACUCUAAUGUGAGGAAUACUUCGGUGGACUUUCCGUUGCUUGUACCAAAUGGGACUUAUUUCUAUACUGCCAAUGAUUGUCUUAAAUGUAAAUGUGACUCUGCUGGUAGUAGUAACAACAGCAAUUCUAUGUUACAAUGUGAGGAGUCCGGACUAAAACCGAUAAAUCAUUGGUCGGUUUGUCCGUCUGCAAAAUGCUCCGCCAGUGUGUUGAUUGGGAACACUACAUCUACUGAUUCGUGUAGUCGGACGUUUUGUGAUUAUGUUGGUUAUACUUCUCGCAAUAUCUCUGUAGUUCUUGUAACUCAAAACACUUGUGCAGUGGCACCAAGUGGUUCAGGUGGUUCGGAUUCAGGGGCAUCUAGGAGCAUCUUGAAUGGCUCGGUUUGGAUCAAGCUUCUCAUUCUCAUUCACUUCCUUCUGUUUUUUGUUUAUCAUUUGUAG